Molecule: messenger RNA, 1712 nt
Organism: Mycena citricolor
Lineage: Eukaryota; Fungi; Basidiomycota; Agaricomycetes; Agaricales; Mycenaceae
Source: the annotation of a GenBank genome assembly
GAACCCCGCUUUUGGCACACAGCAGCUCCGGAUGAUGCACGAUGUUUUCGUCGAGAAAGGAAAUAUGAUGUCCGACAUGCUGGGGAAAGAGGUCGAAGCUGUCGGUGGUAAGAUGACUACUGACAUGUCAGAGUGGUUCCGGCAAGUCACCUUGGAUAUCAUCGGGGAGGCGGUGAGUGGCGAGCCUGAACACGUUUUCAGCCGUGCCUUCUGACCUUCGCGCAGGAUUCGACUAUCAAUUCAACUCCCUGCAGUCGCACGGCAAAGAUGAAGCCGAGCUGAGCACGGUGUUCACUCGCUUGCUCCACGACCCCAACGUCAACUCGAACCGGGGCUUCCAGAUCGCACAGGCUAUAAUCCCAAUGCUGCGAGCUCUUCCGCUGCCUGGAACGGCACUCACUCGCUAUGCGAACGGGAAGCUGCGUGCGAUAGGGCAAGAGAUCUUGAACAAAUCCAAGGCCGGAUCUGCUGCUCUCAAAUUCGAGGACCUGUCAUCGGGCCGCGAUCUGUUGUCACUCCUCAUCAAGGCGAACGUGUCCAGUGAUGUUCCCGAGAGCCAGCGCAUGAGCGACGCCGAGGUGAUUGCCCAAAUUCCGACGUUCUUCCUUGCUGGGCACGAGACGAGCAGCACAGCGCUCGCCUGGGCAGCGCACGCCCUGUCGCGCGACCAGUCCGUCCAAGACAAGCUGCGUCAGGAGCUGCUCUCCCUUCCGACUGACACGCCGACCAUGGACGAGCUCAACUCACUCCCGUUCCUCGAAAAUGUUCUCAGAGAGACCAUGCGCUUGUAUGCGCCCGCGGUGAGCACUCAGCGUGUGGCGAACAGGGACGAUGUGCUGCCGCUUGGGAAACCGUAUGUUGACCGCCACGGCAUCUCGCAUGAGACUCUUCCGUUCGUCCCCACGAUUUUCUUAUCGGAGAAUAUGUGGUACUCAUAUCCAAAAAAAUCAACCAGGAUCCGCAGAGGACAACUUGUCACGAUUCCGAUCCUGGCCAUCAACACCGAUGAGGAAAUAUGGGGAGAGGACGCUCUUGAGUUCAGGUUUGCUCGGCUCUGGGCGACUUCGUAAGUGCAGGCCUAUGUUGAAUAUCUGCCAGGCCCGACCGCUGGGAUAGUCUCCCCGAGGCUGUACACACUAUUCCUGGAGUCUGGGCUCACCAGCUGACCUUCCUGGCUGGUCCGCACAGCUGCAUGGGUUUCAAGUUCGCCAUCGUUGAGCAAAAGGCGAUUUUGUUCGGCCUGCUGCGCAACUUCGCUCUCCUUCCUGCUGCUGAAGAAGUCAAACCUGCUGUCAGUACAUCCUUCCAACGGCCCGUCUCAUUUACUGCUGUAAGUGGCGAGGGCAGUCCGGUCUCUGCCGGCGGUCUCCAAAUUGUGGUCGAGGCCUACAAACGCAGAGCAUUUGCUUGAAAAGCAGAUAGCAUACCACAUGCCACAUUCAUUCGGAACACUCACUUAGAGGAGCACUUGCAUAUUUGUUGUUCAUUCACCAUUUCGAACUCAUAAAAUGGAAAUUAUAAGUCAACAUUUGGAAAACUAUUGAUACCAGCGGCAUUCUCAAUAUUAUUCGUGAUCUAGGGAUCGCGAAGCGUUGUGGUGACAAGCACGCCGAAGCCUGACACACCAACUUUCCCCUGUCGAGGGGGGUGGGGAAGGGGCUGAGUUGAGAAUAGAGCACCAGAAGAGCUUAGAUGGAUCACCCGGGAUAUCG